This is a messenger RNA of Malassezia japonica, 3156 nucleotides long. It is a transcript of the gene MgSsk1, whose product is annotated as Two-component response regulator SSK1p. The transcript has a single exon. Gene Ontology annotation, biological process: phosphorelay signal transduction system. Lineage: Eukaryota; Fungi; Basidiomycota; Malasseziomycetes; Malasseziales; Malasseziaceae. Bases 1 to 3156 code for a protein of 1051 amino acids. The record is from RefSeq and is a predicted model, not a curated record.
AUGCUGGCGAGCCAGAAGGCGUACCAGCUGCUGUCGCAGACGCUGCUGCAGUGCAUUGACACGACGCUCCAUGCGCUCUGGCAGCCGCUUUAUGCGCAGGUGCGCGUUCCGGUGAGCGCGCCGACGCUCCAGGCGGUGGUGCACUCGACGGUCGCCGUGCAGUGGCUCGGCGCGUGGCUCUCGCUGAGCGCCGCGCCGACCGCGAUCCCGAUCCCCGAGGCGCCCGUGUCGCUCUCAGCGCACGUUGAAGAUCUGGCGCAGCUUGCGGCGGACGUCGUGACGACCGGCGCGGCGGCGAACCGUGUCGAGCUGUUUCUCACCGCGCCGGUGCAGCUCGGUAUCGACAGCGCGACGGACGCGGGUCACGUCCAGCGAUUUUUGAUCGGCGAGGGGCCGCACGAUAUGAGCCUGCCAUGGUUUCCGUCGGCGUACUAUGGCGUGGCGACACACACCAUCCUCGUGCACGUCCUCUCGUGGCUAGUGCAUCUCUCCGCACAAGAUUCGCGUGUGAUUGUCUUGCCAGUGACCUAUGCAAACUCGAGCGACGCACGCAUCGACUUCUUCUUCGACUCGACCAUGCCCCCGGACAUGACCGCGUGGCCCAGCUGGCUGGGGCCGCAGGCGGAUCUCCAGCAUGUGCUCGACGAGCUCGGCAUGAUGGCGACUCAGGGUCUCUUGCGGAAAGAGGACCUCGACGCGCUGCCGCUCCUUGCGCCGCUCAAGGGCGCGACGCACGCAACCUACCUGCGCAUCUCGCUGCGCCGCCCGCGGUCCAUCGACUUGAUCUCCAGCGUGCCCGCGAGCGUCGCGGACGGCGCGCCGUCGCUCGUGCGCCUCGUGCACGGCCUGCCGCUGGAAACAAUGCGCGCGCACCUCACACACCGCCGCGUCCUCCUCUUGGGCUCGCAGCGGGGCGGCGAGGCGCUCCUGCCCCAGCUCCAGUCCUACCUCUUGGAGCUGGGAUGCGACGCCGAGUACGCGCCGAAUACGCCGCCGUCCAAGGCGCUGAGCAAGGUCGAAGACGUGCUGUCGCCCGAGCGGCUCGGUGGGGGCAAGUCCGAUGGCGUCAUCACCCCCGAGGGCUCAUCGACCGCGACGUCUGCCGAAGCGACGCCGGCCGAGGAGAUACCGAGCAUGCUGGAUGCGGCGGGGCGGACGUACGAUCUCGUGAUCCUGCACGACAAUGCGCCGAUGCUGCAUGCGCUGCUCAGUACAAGCAUCACGGUGCCGAUCAUCUACUUUGCCACGCCGAUGAAGCUCGAGCGCCUCGCUGCCGAGGCAUUCGGCGCACACGUCGUCUUUCUUCCCGAGCCCGUCGGGCAUAUCCGCCUUAUGUGGGCACUCUUUACCGCGUGGUUUGCCUACGACGCCACGACGUCGACCUACCUGAGCCGCGACGGCGUGGUGCUGCCUGCGAGCGCGCGCCCGCCACAGGGCUACGGCCACGCGGUGUCGCGCUCCUCGUCGAUGAUGGACUCGAACGUCUCGACACCCGGUUCCACCUCGUCGCAGGAAGUGCUGCAGCGCCCGGGCAACUCACGCGAAUCAUCCAGCUCCUCGUUCUCGCACCUGCUCACGAACGACUCGAACGACGAGCUGUCAAUCGACCAGCUGCACAUUUCCUCGCCCUUUUCCGCGCCUGUUCCGCAGCGCGCCGAAACAGACGAGAGCCACUCGGAGCCAAUCUCGCCGCGGACCGUGGUCGAAGACUCGCUGCGGACGCCGGUGCAGCGGCUACAGGAGCCGCCGGACUACUUUACCAAGGCCGUCUCACAGCUCGCGACGCAGCCAAGCAACUCGGGCCUCGUCAUCCGCAGCGCAGACGGCCGCGCGGCCGGCAUCUUUUUCCACCCCCCGACCGAGAGCGAGGCGGACGGCGCACCGGUUGCGAAUGCGCCGCCAUCCAAGCCGGAGCUCGAGCGGAAGUACGACGGCGAGGCCGAGUCGUCCUUUGACCUCGCUGUGCCGCCUGGCGGCCCGGCCAUGUCCUCGCCGUCGCUCGGCUCGGACGCUGCGCCGUCGCCCGGCACCGAGCUGAGCCUGAGCAACACGACGUUUUGUACCGAGCCGGUGGACGCGGUGUUGGGCCGCACGGAUCCCGUGCACGGCGAGCGGCUCUAUCCCAGUGGCCACGUUUUGCAGCCCGUCGGCUUCGAGACGAUCCUCGGCAUCGAUCCCAAGGCCGUGCCGGAAGGGCCCGUGGCCGUCGUCCCCCCCGCCGAGUCGCUGGACAUUUCGCGCACGCUCGCCAUGGAGCGCCCCCCGUCGAUGGAGCGCCCCGGCGCGCCAAAGUCCAUCCAGCUCCCCCCGCCCCCCUCGAUCCCCUCGCAGAAAAAGAGCGAGGUGGUGAAGGGACAGCCGACGCCCUUCUCGCACCUCCCCCCCAAGCUGAAGCGCACCAGCGCCCAGCCCCAGUCUGGUCUGCUAAUCGGCGGCGCGUUUUCUCGCGAGGAGGCGCCAAAGGAGGCGGCGAGCAUGAGCACAACGCCCGGGCGCCACUCGCCGACCCCUUCUAUGCGCACGCAGCGGCGCAAGAUGGCGCUGCGCGACGACUUUUUGCCGCCCGUCAAGGUGCUGAUUGUCGAGGACAAUGUAAUUAACCAGCGUAUCUUGUCCACGUUCCUGCGCAAGCGCCAGAUCAAGUACGACAUCGCCAAGGACGGGCGCGAGGCGAUUGAAAAAUGGAGUCAAGGCGACUUUCACCUAAUUCUGAUGGAUAUCCAGCUACCGGUCCUCGACGGGAUCGAGGCUACGAAAGAGAUCCGGCGUCUGGAGCACGUCGCGCGCGGCAGUCCGACGCAGGAAAAUACCACACCGUCGCUGCCGACGCUUGCGUCGCGGCACUCGGUGAUCAUUGUCGCGCUCACCGCCUCGGUGCUCAACUCGGACCGUGUGGCGGCGCUUGCCGCGGGCUGCAACGACUUUCUGAACAAGCCCGUGAGCCUCCCGUGGCUCCAGCGCAAGAUUCUCGAGUGGGGGAGCAUGCAGUACCUCUUGCACGCCGGCCGCGCGGCGUUCGAACUCCCGCCCUCGCCGGGCGGCCGGCUGAACAGACCCCGCCGCUCGAUCGAUCGCGCCCUCGACGAAAAGGCGCAGCAGGUUGCGGAGAGGCUGCACCUCAGCCCCCCCCUUAUGGCUCGACAGAGCGAUGUAUAG